Molecule: messenger RNA, 3554 nt
Organism: Protopterus annectens (West African lungfish)
Lineage: Eukaryota; Metazoa; Chordata; Ceratodontiformes; Protopteridae
Gene: ATG101
Product: autophagy related 101
Exons: 2
Coding region: 347-1003 (218 amino acids)
Biological process (GO): autophagosome assembly; autophagy
Cellular component (GO): phagophore assembly site
Source: RefSeq, a predicted model, not a curated record
UCGCUAAGUGUGUCCUACAGCGCGCACCAUAAAAUGACGUCAUUUGUUUGUUGACAUUUUAUUGACUGAGCUGUGCCGUGGUAAUAAGUAGAAAAUAAGGUAAAGAUUAAGUGAAAAAUUGUUUAUUGGCCCUUGCUUUAAUAAAACAUAGUAUUUUAUUUUUUGUCAUCACUGGUUGAGAUUCAGGACUGCGGUCUUAUUUCAUUCUAAAACGCUGUGGCAUAAAUAUUUUAACCAAAAGAACGUUGGUAGGAACUUUGUUUUGAUUGAGGGCUUCUGGGCAAGGGCCAUUAGCAAUAUUCAAGAGUGCUGGCUCUUUACUGUUCUUUGCAGUGGCGGCGGCAUCAUGAAUUGUCGUUCCGAGGUACUGGAAGUGUCGGUAGAGGGCCGACAGAUUGAGGAAGCAGUGCUGGCACUACUCCAUACCAUUCUUUUGCACCGCAGUACUGGCAAGUUUCAUUAUAAAAAAGAAGGCACGUAUUCGAUUGGCACCGUGGGCAUUCAGGACACUGAUUGCGACUUCAUUGAGUUUACCUAUGUCCGUCUGACAUCUGAAGAGUUGGAUAGAUCCUUGCGCAAGGUAGUCGGAGAGUUCAAGGAUGCCUUGCGCAAUUCUGGUGGUGAUGGCAUGGGGCAAAUUUCAUUGGAGUUUUACCAGAAGAAGAAGUCUCGUUGGCUUUUUUCAGACGAAUGUAUCCCGUGGGAGGUGUGGACCAUAAGAGUCAAUGUGGUGAAUUUGGCAAAUGAACAAGAGCGCCAGAUCUGCAGGGAAAAGAUUGGAGAAAAGCUGGGAGAAAAGGUCAUAAACAUCAUUGAAGUGAUGAAUCGACAUGAAUACUUACCCAAAAUGCCAACACAGUCAGAGGUGGACAAUGUGUUUGAUACCAGCUUGAAAGACAUUCAACCUUAUCUAAACAAAAUCACCUGUCAAAUCACAGAUUCUCUGGGUACUUCUGUCACUACUACCAUGAGACGUUUGAUUAAAGACACACUACAGCUGUAACUUAUGUUGGAUUUGUUAAAGACUGGUUCCUUUAGUUAAACGCAGGAAUGUGGUUGAUUUGCUCCUUUCUUAGAAUAUCGCCAUUUAUGGUUUUGUACCUAAACAGUGUAUAUGUUGAACAGACAAAGACUGUUAAAGCUACUGUUGGCAGUAUAUGCAGAUGUAUAGCACUGCCCUACCUUACCCUUGUGCAGCAAUACUCCUCUCCCCUUGUAUGUGCCUGCCACAGUGUUAAAACAGUGUGGAAAUGAUUUGCUUUGCAUUGCUGAUACAAACUGUUGCUUGCCAAGGUCCUAUAUUCUUGUUUCUGCAAGAGCAGUAUUCAGAAAACUAUGCUUAAGUUCACAGUUAUUGACAGUUUCUUGUUUUAAUAAAUUUGGAAGACCUGUAAUCCCUUGCACAGAUGGACAUCUUGUAUGAAUGUUUGAGGAUGUGCUUUUUGGUUGUUUUUAAUUAAAUACAGCAGUUGUCACGUGGGAAAGGUUGUAAGUGCAUAAUGUUCAGAAAUAUACACACACACGCAUGCACAUAAGCUGUAAUUCUUUAAAAAAUACAAAGUUGAAAAAUAUAAAUGUCUAGUUUCAUAUUUUAUUAUUUUAGGUACAAAUUCAGUUUUGUUUGCAUGUUUUAGUUUUGCCUUUGAUUUGGUUAUAGCUUCCUAUACUGUUGUAAAUGGAGUCAUACAGAAUUGUAUUUCUAGGACUGAAAACUUGCAGAUGUUUUGUUGUCCUUGAGCUAAUUACAUCUGCAGAGAAUUACAAACUGCUGUCCGCAUAGAAGCCCCCCCCCCCCACUUUACAUACAUCAUCCAUAUCCAGGUGAUAUUUUGUAGCUUAAAGGGCACUGCACACUGAUGUCAAGUUUUUCACAACACUGUAUGACUUAUCUUCCCUUUAAUUCAACACCAAAUAUGAAAGGUAAGUGUGCACGUGUCUGUGUGUGUGCAGUUUGUAAACUUUAGAUAUUUAUUGCAUUAUGUACUGCAUCAUGGUGACUGCUGUGAGGUGUUUGAAUAGUGGAUGGAUAGCUGUACUAAGAUAUUUAAAGCCUUAAUAAAAUAAUUGUACUACUCAUUCAUUUGCAGAAAGGCUCAACAGAUGUUAGGGGCUUAAAGCUUGGUACAAGCUUUGCACCUGCAUCAUUUGUAGCUUGCAUUAAGUGAUAGGGCAUUUGACACUGCAGCCUGGGGCCAUGGGAACUGUAUCUGGGACUAGAGUUCAGAUAUAUUUAAGUUGUAGUAAUCCAGAGACUCCUCCUGGAAUAACAUCCAAAACUGGUACAAAAGUCUGUUCAUAGGCUUGCUGCUAAUAAAAUCAGAGGGACACACUGGAAAAGAUACGCUAAUGUAUUCUCCAGAACACUGGAAGAAUGCAGUAAGUAAGAGUAAGUUUAAGUUAGUGGAGAGAAAAAUGAAAAUUUUUAUUACUGUGACAUAUAAUGAAGGGACAGAAUGUUUUGCAGGAAGAAGCAGCCUCAUUUCUAAAACGAGAUCACUUUAGUAUGGCAGCCCUCUUUGAACUGUUUUUGGUCUACAGAAGUUACAGGUGAAAUUAAAGGGGAUGCAUUAGUACUGCAUUGAAGGUUGUGACAUGGUGAAAACCUGUCUUUCAUUUUGUGGGUGGAUUUAUACUUUAAAUGUAAGUGGUACCUGAUUUGUUUUAAAAGUAAUUAGAAAUGUAUACAUAGAGUUCAUGCUGUUUUCUGUUCUGUUAAGUUGGCUGUUAGUAUAUGAAUUGUAUCGGAUUCAUUUGUUCCACUGAGUUAUCCUUUGUCUAAAAUCUUAACAUACUUUCUGUAAUUUUUGCUGAAUUGAAAAGGAAUUUGAUGUCACUGAUGGACCAGAUGCAUCUGAAUCUUAGAAGAAAAGUGCAGACUGUGAUAAAUAUACUACUACAUCUUAAAAAUACAUGUAAAAUACCAGAUUUUUUUCAGAGAUAAGUCUGCUGCACAUAUAUCAAAUCAGUGGGAACAUAUAGAUUAGUCGACAACUGUUACAAGUGAUGUCAGAUGUCAGAAAUGUGGCCAAAACAAGUUUCACAAAUAGUGUGGGGGGGUCUCUUUCUCCACUAUUGUACAGCUUUGGACUAGGUCGAUAUAAGGAGCUGCAGUAGGGCUUGUCCCCUUGCAAAAAUGAAAAACAAAGACCUCCAAGGCUCAAUGAAAGUUGUUUUGGCCAUUUUUUUGGUGUGUUGAUACUAACUGUGUAAGGGUUGUUGAUAGAUCAGCAGUAGUUCAGACUGGUAUGUUACAGAUCACAAUUUUUUUCAGUUUGUACAGUAAAUUGUACUUUUCUUAUAUUAAGAUAUUUAUUAAAGAAAAAGUUAUUUCAUUGCUUAUUUUUAUUGCCUUUAGCAAAAUUUAAAUUCAUGGCAGGUAUUAAAAAAGAUAAGUACCUUUUAUUUAACCUACAGAGUUUAAAAAGACAUUUAUUAAUAUUCUUAUAGAUUGAUUGUAGAACUUAUUGCUAUCCCAAGUUGCAUUUUUUGUUUUACCUGUAAUGUACAUUUGUUAUAUUAUAUAAUAUUUAAAAUAAAAUGAUAUGCAGAUGUAA